AUGUCGUCUCUUCGGAUCCUGCUGGUCGGCAACGGUGGCCGCGAGCACGCCCUUGCCUGGAAGCUCUCCCAAUCGCCAUAUGUGGAGUCCAUCAUCGCCGUUCCUGGCAACGGCGGCACCGCGGGGUUGCCCAAGGUGACCAACACCACCGCCGUUAAGCCCAACGACUACCCCGGCCUCGUCGAGUUCGCAAAGAAGAACAACAUUAACCUCGUCGUCCCUGGCCCGGAGGCGCCCCUCGUCGACGGCAUCGAGGGCUACUUCCGCGAGGCCGGCAUCCCGGUCUUUGGCCCCUCCAGGGAGGCCGCGCGCAUGGAGGGCAGCAAGACCUUUUCCAAGGACUUUAUGAAGAAGCACAACAUCCCGACUGCCGCCUACGAGAACUUUUCCGACUACGAAAAGGCUAGCGAGUAUCUGAAGACUGUCAAGCACAAUGUUGUCAUCAAGGCCACUGGUUUGGCUGCUGGCAAGGGUGUUAUCCUUCCCCAGACUCAGGAGGAGGCUCAGCAGGGUUUGAAGGAUAUCAUGCAGGACAAGGCGUUUGGUGAUGCUGGCAACGAGGUCGUCAUUGAGGAAUUUUUGGUUGGUGAUGAGCUGAGCAUCCUGUCUUUCUGCGACGGUACCACGAUCAAGUCCCUGCCUGCUGCCCAGGAUCACAAGCGAAUUGGCGAUGGCGACACUGGGCUGAACACUGGCGGUAUGGGAUGCUAUGCGCCCACUAAGCUCGCUACCCCUGAGCUCCUCGCUCGUGUUGAGCGCGAGAUUCUUCAGCCUACCAUUGAUGGUAUGCGCAAGGAUGGCUUCCCCUUCAAGGGCUGCCUUUUUACUGGCCUGAUGAUUGCCCCUGAUGGCACCCCCAAGGUGCUCGAGUACAACGUCCGCUUUGGCGACCCGGAGACUCAGACGGUUCUGCCAUUGCUCGAGUCCGAUCUCGCCAAGAUCAUGUACGCCUGCGCCGGCCCUAUCCCCUACCUCGAGGACGUCCCCGUCAAGGUGUCCAACAAGUUUUCCACCACCGUGGUGGUUGCUGCCCCUGGAUACCCCGAGUCAUACCCCAAGAAUAUCCCCAUGCAGGUGUCAGCUGCUCCCCAAGAUAUCACCAUCUUCCACGCUGGUACCAAGCUCACUGGUGACGUUUUGGUCACUGAUGGUGGCCGUGUCAUUGCUGCGAAUGCUGUUGGCGAGUCUCUCCGUGCCGCUGUUGAUAAGGCGUAUGAGGGCGUCAAGCUCAUCAACUUUGAUGGCAUGUACUACCGCAACGACAUUGCUCACCGUGCUUUCCGUGAGUCAGAGGCUUCUGGCAAGCUCACUUAUGCCCAAGCUGGUGUGAGCAUCGAUGCCGGAAACGAGCUUGUCGACCGCAUCAAGGCUGCCGUGGCCACCACCCGCCGCCCUGGCGCCGACGCUGUGAUCGGUGGCUUCGGUGGAGAGGUCGAUCUCUCCCAGGCCGGUUUCCCCGGUGCACCCAUCGUUGUCGGUGCCAUCGACGGUGUCGGCACCAAGCUCAUCAUUGCCCAGAAGAUGAACAAGCACGACACCGUUGGUAUUGAUCUCGUCGCCAUGAACGUCAACGAUCUUGUCGUCCAGGGUGCUGAGCCCUUCAUGUUCCUCGAUUACUACGGCUGCAGUCGCCUUGAUGUGUCCGUUGCUGCUUCUUUCGUUGAGGGUGUUGCCAAGGGCUGCCUCGAGUCUGGCUGUGCUCUUGUUGGAGGUGAAACGGCUGAGAUGCCUGACCUCUACACUGGCGAUGACUACGAUGCUGCCGGCGCCGCCAUUGGUGUCAUGAAGGCUGAGCAGCGUCUCCCCCGCAAGGAUGCCAUGGUUGAAGGCGAUGUCCUCAUCGGUCUUACUUCUUCUGGUGUUCACUCCAAUGGUUUCUCUCUCGUCCGCAAGGUCGUUCAGAAGUGUGGCCUUGAGUACACAGAUGCCUGCCCAUGGGACGGCUCCAAGUCUGUCGGCGAGGCGCUUUUGACCCCCACGAAGAUCUAUGUCAAGCCUUUGCUCAAGGUUCUGGCUUCUGAGCCCGGUGCUGCUGCUGUCAAGGGUAUGGCGCAUAUCACUGGUGGUGGUCUGACUGAGAACGUCCCCCGCAUGUUGCCCAAGCACCUCUCUGCUGAGAUUGAUGUCGCGGCGUGGGAGUUGCCGCCUGUGUUCAAGUGGCUUGCCGAGAGCGUUGAGCCCGCGGAGAUGGGCAGGACGUUCAACACUGGUAUUGGCAUGGUGGUUGCUGUUGCUGCUGAGGGUGUUGAGGGUGUUGUUAAGGGGUUGGAGGAGGCUGGUGAGAAGGUGUAUACUUUGGGUAGGUUGACGAAGAGGCCGGAGGGUGGUAAUGGGUGUGAGUUGAGGAAUUUGGAGAGCUGGGCUUAG
This is a messenger RNA of Podospora pseudocomata, 2367 nucleotides long. It is a transcript of the gene ade1, whose product is annotated as Bifunctional purine biosynthetic protein ADE1. The coding region runs from base 1 to 2367 and encodes 788 amino acids. Gene Ontology annotation, molecular function: metal ion binding; ATP binding; phosphoribosylformylglycinamidine cyclo-ligase activity. Gene Ontology annotation, cellular component: cytosol. The transcript has a single exon. Gene Ontology annotation, biological process: adenine biosynthetic process; 'de novo' IMP biosynthetic process. The record is from RefSeq and is a predicted model, not a curated record. NCBI's taxonomy places the organism in Eukaryota, Fungi, Ascomycota, Sordariomycetes, Sordariales, Podosporaceae.